GAUUACCACACCUAAAAACAUUGUGAUGCAAUGUUGUAUUUAUACAUAAUUAUAUUAGGUAGGUAUAUUAUAAAACCUUGUAUUUAAGAGUUUGGCAAACCAUUUCUUUUAAUUUCCCCGUAAUGCAAGACAUUCUUUUAUGAUAUUUCAUUAUCAGACAAACAAGCGGUGCUGUCAAAUUCCAACUGCCUAUUUCAAUUAGACCAGGAAAACACUUUUGAACUUCAAACAAAAAAAAGGCACUCUUUCGGUUAGUCUUCAAGUAAAAGCUAUUCAUUUUAAGCUGUAGAUUCCUAUGGAGGAGAACGAAUAAGAAACUCCAUAGGUUACUCUUUUUCAAUCAGGUUCACGAUACAAUUUGAAAUGUACUGUCAGAGUCAACAUGGCAUAUUCACUUUGCUUUAAUCUCUUACUAUUUACAUGCUGGUUCCGUUUCCGGUCGUUAUAUCGUAAACAUUGAAGUAUCGGUGCUCCGGAAAGUUUUUCCACAUUAAAUACACUACAGCCAUAGUUUAACAUUUCAUUCACAUCUUACGAAGAAAGAAGGAAGUUUUGAAGUUAAUAGUAAUAAUAAACAUUGCGCAUGGUUUGAUUACUAGAAGAAAUUCUGAAGAAACAAAUCAUCGAACUUUGAGGUUAGAAUUGUAAAUAGACAUUAUAGAAUAUUUUAAUUGCAUAAACGCUUGACUAAUAACUGUUAGACAGUUAGUGUCAUCUGUCACUACAGUGUUGCCAGCAAAUAAACCAAUUAUAAAUACGUUUCUUUACACGCAUAAAUAUAAGAAACAUGGAAGGCCAAUUUCAAUUACUUUUUGAUAAGAUGAAAAUCGAAAUGCAAAAGCAAACAUCGGAGUUGAGUAAUGCAAUAAUGGAAAAAAUAGAAGAGAAAUUAAAACCCAUUGUAGAAGAAAAUAAAAAUUUGAAAAUCAAAGUUGGAAACUUGGAGAAAAAACUAGAUUACUUACAAAGAGAGAAGAAAAGCAACAAUAUUAUAAUUCACGGGAUACUAGAAGAAGAAAAGUCUACAUUGGAGUUAUUCGAAAACCUGAAAAAAGUGUUUCGAAUCGAAUUAGGUAUAUCAAUGGAAGAAUAUGAUGAGAAAAAAAUCUCACGCAUUGGAAAAUCAAUCAAAGGCGACAAACCAAGACCUGUACUCCUUGGCUUGAAUAGUGCAUGGAAAAGAACUGAAAUACUGAAAAAGAAAAAGAAUUUUAAAAAUAUUUACGUAACAGAAGACUAUUCAAAAGAAACUAUAGAAAAAAGGAAAGCACUACAACCCAAACUCGCGGAAGAAAUGAAAAAAGGAAACAUUGCCUACAUAAAAUACGAUAAACUCGUCGUCAAAGAAAACACAAAUGCCAACGAUAAAAGAAAAAGAGAAGAUUCUAAUUCUCCUCAAGCUGAUAUACAACCAAAAAAACAGCAGACACUAAUGGCAUCCAAAAAUAACAGGGUAAACGCAUUUGAUUUCAUGAGGCGAUCAAACUCUCUCUCAACCAUCAUAACAGAGGGAAAACAAUAGCAACGAAACAAAUGCGAUC
Messenger RNA from Spodoptera litura, 1541 nucleotides. RefSeq lists its product as uncharacterized. NCBI's taxonomy places the organism in Eukaryota, Metazoa, Arthropoda, Insecta, Lepidoptera, Noctuidae. The record is from RefSeq and is a predicted model, not a curated record.